GGAAGGAUAAUGUCAAGUUCUCUCAGUAAGUAAAGUGAAUUUGUGGGAGUAACAUCGUCAGCAUGAGGCCAACUAAAUUGGACCAGGCUAAACACAGACUGGAACAAAUAUUAAACGGAUAUACACGAGAUAUUCUCGAUAAGGCUUUGCAAGAUCUGGUUAAAAAUUCUUGCGAAAAUGAUCAGAUAUUUAGAAAGUUAAUGAAGCUUCUGAAAGCAAUAUUUUUGGCCAUUUUUCUAUUGUUAGCUGUGAAGUAUUAUUAUGAGGAAAUGCAGGGACAAAACUGUGUCCUUUCCCUGCCGCGCACUCUCCGAUAUGCACUCCGACCCCCUGAGAAAUGUGACUUUUGUGCAAAUGUUAAAAAUGUGCCACGUCUUCAGAACCUUAGUCCCCAAGAAUUUGAGACAAAGUACGCCUACAAUGCUGCCCCAGUCAUUGUCAGCGAUGCAACUCAAAAUUGGACUGCAGUUCGGCUCUUCAACUACAAAUAUUUUCAUGAUGUGUAUGCCAAGGCUAAGCAAAAGAAACAAAUAAGGGACUGUCAAUUCUUGCCCUACAAAACUGGCUUCCAGGACAUUUACGAAGCGUUGGAUAUGCCGGAGGAUAGGGUGUAUCUGAAACCGGAUGAAAGGCCUUGGUACUUUGGAUGGAGCAACUGUCAUGCGGAAACAGCAGAGGAAUUUCGACGUCACUAUGGAAGGCCGUACUUCCUACCCGAAAAGUCGGAGAAUAAUGCAGUCGAUUGGUUUUUUAUUGGAACCUCUGGUCUAGGGGCACAAAUGCAUAUUGACAAUGUAAGAUUACCUUCGUGGCAGGCCCAACUGGCUGGCAGCAAGCGUUGGCUGCUGGUGCCCCCUCCCGAGUGCUAUCUCCAGUGCAAGAGAUUCGAUGUGGUGGUCCAGCAGGGGGACAUAAUUGUCUUGGACACGAACAAAUGGUACCACCAGACCUUUGUGCAGCCGGGAGCUAUAAGUCUGACCAUUGGGGCCGAGUACGACUAGAUUUAACCGGCUGCAGGCGGUUUUUCCUCGUGACAGGAAACGGUUGCCACAACAUCUCCAUCGCCGUGCAAAAUACAAAACUUAAAAAACUAACAAAUAUGGUUAACUGUUACUGUUGAAGUAACAGACUUAACUCUAACAUUGCAUUUGCCGGUUAUCCAUAAUAUAUUGUCGCUCUGUUUUCCCAGCCGGUUUGUUAAUUAAA
Drosophila ananassae is the source of this 1206-nucleotide messenger RNA. RefSeq names its product bifunctional arginine demethylase and lysyl-hydroxylase psr-1. The record is from RefSeq and is a predicted model, not a curated record. The coding region runs from base 63 to 1001 and encodes 312 amino acids. Lineage: Eukaryota; Metazoa; Arthropoda; Insecta; Diptera; Drosophilidae. The transcript is spliced from 5 exons.